Messenger RNA from Cuculus canorus (common cuckoo), 3059 nucleotides. RefSeq names its product methionyl aminopeptidase 1 (gene METAP1). The record is from RefSeq and is a predicted model, not a curated record. Bases 23 to 1180 code for a protein of 385 amino acids. Lineage: Eukaryota; Metazoa; Chordata; Aves; Cuculiformes; Cuculidae. Gene Ontology annotation, biological process: proteolysis. Gene Ontology annotation, molecular function: metalloaminopeptidase activity. The transcript is spliced from 11 exons.
CCCCGCCCCGCAGCCCCGCAGCAUGGCGGCCGUGGAGCCCCGCGCCUGCGAGACGGCGGGGUGCAGCAGCGAGGCCAAGCUGCAGUGCCCCACCUGCCUCAAGCUGGGCAUCCAGGGAUCCUACUUCUGCUCGCAGGAAUGCUUUAAGGGAAGCUGGGCCACUCAUAAGUUAUUACACAAGAAAGCAAAAGAUGAAAAAGCUAAGCGUGAAGUUUCCUCUUGGACCCUGGAAGGUGACAUUAACACGAAUCCCUGGUCUGGUUAUCGAUACACUGGUAAACUCAGGCCACACUAUCCACUGACGCCAACAAGACCUGUGCCAAGUUAUAUUCAGAGACCGGAUUAUGCUGAUCACCCACUAGGAAUGUCUGAAUCGGAACAGGCUUUAAAAGGAACCUCUCAAAUAAAAAUACUCUCAUCUGAGGAUAUAGAAGGGAUGCGAGUAGUGUGUAGACUUGCUAGGGAAGUAUUGGAUGUUGCUGCCAUGAUGGUGAAAGCAGGUGUAACUACUGAAGAAAUCGAUCAUGCUGUCCAUUUAGCUUGUAUUGCAAGGAACUGCUAUCCUUCCCCUCUGAAUUAUUAUAAUUUCCCUAAGUCUUGUUGUACAUCAGUGAAUGAAGUAAUCUGUCAUGGAAUUCCUGACAGGAGGCCAUUGCAGGAGGGAGAUAUUGUUAAUGUGGAUAUUACUGUCUAUCGUAAUGGCUACCAUGGUGAUCUGAACGAGACAUUUUAUGUUGGAGAAGUUGAUGAGGGUGCAAGGAGGCUUGUCCAAACAACUUACGAGUGCCUAAUGCAAGCCAUCGAUGCAGUAAAACCUGGUGUUCGGUACAGAGAAUUGGGAAACAUUAUUCAGAAACAUGCUCAAGCAAAUGGAUUUUCAGUGGUUCGGAGCUACUGUGGUCAUGGAAUCCAUAAACUUUUCCAUACAGCCCCCAACGUGCCACAUUAUGCCAAAAAUAAGGCAGUUGGAGUCAUGAAGCCAGGUCAUGUAUUUACCAUUGAACCAAUGAUCUGUGAAGGUGGUUGGCAAGAUGAAACAUGGCCUGAUGGCUGGACUGCGGUAACAAGAGAUGGAAAGCGAUCUGCCCAGUUUGAACACACUCUUCUGGUCACCGAUACAGGCUGUGAGAUCUUGACUCGGCGGCUGGAUAGUAUUCGUCCCCAUUUUAUGUCUCAGUGAUAGUCUAGACUGAGCAGGCGGAUCUGAACAAUACACAUAUUCUUUUUUUGUCUCUGUACUAUGCAUUUUUUAAAAAGUACAGAUUAGAGAUUUCAUCAUUUACUUUGUUCUCAGCGAUUGUAGAUAAGAGGAUUAUCUUGAAGAACUUGACCUGAUAUCUGGAAAAGCAGAGAGGAAUUUGAUUUCCUGCUUUCCUCCUACCUUCAGCACUCAUGCUAUACUUUACUUUUUUUUCUUCAACUAUCUCUUUAGCACCUUUCUUCCAAUUAGAACCACAAUUGCUUCUGUUGCUGCCACGAUAUUAACUAGAAAAGUGUGGGUAACCUUUCCCACUGGGACUUGAUAUUUUGGGAUCCAGGUUUUUUUCACCAUUCAGUGUGCCCUGUCUCUCUCAGUAGGUGAGUGGCACCUGAGAUUUUAAGCAUUUAUAGUUCCAAAGACUUGCUCCUACUUUUGCAGCUACUGUUGUAAUGGGCUGGGUCUUGUUUGUUUAUCAGUUGAGGGGCCAGAGAGAAAGACAUGCAUAUUGCCGAGAAUGGGCUACUCUUACCUUUAUUUCAGUCCUGGUCUCUCUGCUGAUGGCCUCUGUGGUGAUUGUGCCUGUAGGUGACACAGUUUUAAUAGCCGGACUUGUUUCUCUUGCUGGAGAUUUGAUAGUAAGGGCUUCCCACAGAUAAAAGUAAUAAAUUCUGUCUCAUAUGCAGCUCCCUGGAAUAAGCUGCUUCUCGGUGAAGCAGUGUUUGCAGGCAAUUCCCUGCUCCAAAAGCUUAGUGAAGCUGAUGUAUCAGACUUGGCUAGGGAAAGGAAUGAAACAAGAACCAGAAAGAUCCCAUGUUUUGUGUGUUAGCUGUGGGGUGUUUUUUUUAAAGGUACAUCCACAGUAACUGGGGGGGGAUUGGAUUUGCAAGACUUCAGUGAAAUGAGUAUGGAUCUCAAAACAAGUUUUGAGUGUGAGAAAACCAGACACCUUCAACGCUGUAUUAAUUUCCAUUUGGCAAUUUUUAAACAGGUCAUUUUACCCACCUCAGUUAAGUGAGCUUCAUGCUUUUGGAGUGGUAGGGAGGCAGCUAUGAAAACUGAUCUUUUUCCCCUAGACUGGGUAUGAUGUGCGCACUGUGAGUAUAUACACCCCUUUAUUGUCUGCUAAUGGGUCAUGAUGAGCUGGAACCUGUCAUGUUAAGGACAUGUGGAUUGAUUAAGCCUUUCUUCUUUCUACCCUUUCUUUCCCCAUGCCCAUUUCCUUUCCAUCCUCUUUGUCUCUGCUGAGGGAAUUAAUGUUUCCUUCUGAAUUGUAAUGUAAAACUUUCCAGACCCCACUGCAGCCGUAGUCUUACACCACUGUAAUGCAAGAAAUAGCUAAACCAACACAGACAUUAAAUCAUACAAUCAUGGGCAUAAAAUACACCUUUUACAAGGUGUCUGGUGAAUUUCUUGCCACGUUAGACCUAAGCAUAUGAGGUACCGCGUAUCUUCAACUCCCCUUGGCACUGCAGAACUUAGGUGGGGGGGGAAAGGGUUCAGUGCUUCAUAGAACUGGACUCGUGCUACCAAAUACCAAAUUUGCCAGAAAAUGUCUUCUCUGCCCUGAGUGCCUCAGACCUCUGUUGCUGUAAGAGUAUCAUUGCGAUGUUUUCAUUACCUUUUAUUAUUAUUUUUAAUUAUGCAGUAAAGUGACCUGAAACGAUGCAUAUUGAGCGUGUGCGUGCGUGUAUGCCUGUGUGCGUGUGUAUAGAUUUUUACCAAACGGACUGUAGGACUUGAGUGGAAUUACCUGUGCUGAAUGAGAUGUAACGUAUUGAGAUGACUGUCCUGGAGGUUUGCCCACCAUAUCAUUCACUCGAAUGGUUACAAUGGUCUUGCCUUUUUCUGUAUGUGUGUG